Molecule: messenger RNA, 3330 nt
Organism: Impatiens glandulifera
Lineage: Eukaryota; Viridiplantae; Streptophyta; Magnoliopsida; Ericales; Balsaminaceae
Exons: 11
Coding region: 1-3330 (1109 amino acids)
Biological process (GO): cell wall modification
Molecular function (GO): pectinesterase inhibitor activity; pectinesterase activity
Source: RefSeq, a predicted model, not a curated record
AUGACAGGAGGAUCAAUGUUCAAGACAUUGUUGCUACUAAUAUUUGUACAAGUGUUUUUUGUUACUUGUUGGGCUACAACUCAUACAAGUAGAAGCAAAAUCUAUGUUGCAAAAGAUGGGACUGGAGAUUUCUACACUAUUGGAGAAGCUGUUGCUGCAGCUCCAAACUAUAGUAAAACACCCAUUUAUAUUAUGAUAAAGAAGGGAGUUUACUUUGAAUAUAUUAUAAUUGAAAUCGAGAAGACAAAUAUAGCUUUCAUCGGGGAUGGUAUGUACAAAACCGUUAUAUCUGGAAACAGAAGCAGUGCUAGUGGUCUUCAAAUGGAUCACACAGCAACAGUUGCAAUUUUUGGAGUUGGUUUCAUUGCAAAGGGAAUAUCCUUCAAAAAUACAGCCGGUCUAGGGUACCAAGCUGUUGCCCUUAAAAGUAAAGUUCAAUCUGCCUUUUAUAAGUGCAGUUUUCAUGGAUAUCAAGACACUCUAUACACUAAACAUGGAAGACAAUUCUAUAGAGAUUGUGUAAUCUAUGGGAAAACCGAUUUCAUAUUUGGGAAUGCUGCAGUCGUUUUUCAGAAUUGUUUUAUUAUUGCGCUUAAUAGGGGAGGGACUAUAAUAACGGCUCAAGGAAGGGAAGGUCCUAAUGACAAAGGAGGAACAAUACUACAUAAUUGCACAAUAACAUAUGAUCAUCAUCGUAGAUCAUCAUCCUUUAAUACAUACUUGGGGAGACCAUGGCAGUUAUAUUCCAGGGUUGUUGUGAUGCAAAGUUUUAUAGAUGAUUUUAUUGAUCCUAAGGGAUGGCUUAAUAUCAAAGAGACAAAUCUCGAUAAAUUAUUUUACGCAGAAUAUAAAAACCGAGGUCCUGGUGCUAACACUACAGGUAGAGUUAAAUGGCCGGGAUACAAAGUGUUUACUAAGCCAAACCAAGUGUUACGAUUUACCGUUAAUAACUUCAUUCAGGGGAAUGAGUGGAUACCCUCUACUGGUAUUCCAUUUAUUCCAGUGUUUUUUGUUACUUGUUGGGCUACAACUCAUACAAGUAGAAGCAAAAUCUAUGUUGCAAAAGAUGGGACUGGAGAUUUCUACACUAUUGGAGAAGCUGUUGCUGCAGCUCCAAACUAUAGUAAAACACCCAUUUAUAUUAUGAUAAAGAAGGGAGUUUACUUUGAAUAUAUUAUAAUUGAAAUCGAGAAGACAAAUAUAGCUUUCAUCGGGGAUGGUAUGUACAAAACCGUUAUAUCUGGAAACAGAAGCAGUGCUAGUGGUCUUCAAAUGGAUCACACAGCAACAGUUGCAAUUUUUGGAGUUGGUUUCAUUGCAAAGGGAAUAUCCUUCAAAAAUACAGCCGGUCUAGGGUACCAAGCUGUUGCCCUUAAAAGUAAAGUUCAAUCUGCCUUUUAUAAGUGCAGUUUUCAUGGAUAUCAAGACACUCUAUACACUAAACAUGGAAGACAAUUCUAUAGAGAUUGUGUAAUCUAUGGGAAAACCGAUUUCAUAUUUGGGAAUGCUGCAGUCGUUUUUCAGAAUUGUUUUAUUAUUGCGCUUAAUAGGGGAGGGACUAUAAUAACGGCUCAAGGAAGGGAAGGUCCUAAUGACAAAGGAGGAACAAUACUACAUAAUUGCACAAUAACAUAUGAUCAUCAUCGUAGAUCAUCAUCCUUUAAUACAUACUUGGGGAGACCAUGGCAGUUAUAUUCCAGGGUUGUUGUGAUGCAAAGUUUUAUAGAUGAUUUUAUUGAUCCUAAGGGAUGGCUUAAUAUCAAAGAGACAAAUCUCGAUAAAUUAUUUUACGCAGAAUAUAAAAACCGAGGUCCUGGUGCUAACACUACAGGUAGAGUUAAAUGGCCGGGAUACAAAGUGUUUACUAAGCCAAACCAAGUGUUACGAUUUACCGUUAAUAACUUCAUUCAGGGGAAUGAGUGGAUACCCUCUACUGGUAUUCCAUUUAUUCCAGUGUUUUUUGUUACUUGUUGGGCUACCACUCAUACAAGUAGAAGCAAAAUCUAUGUUGCAAAAGAUGGGACUGGAGAUUUCUACACUAUUGGAGAAGCUGUUGCUGCAGCUCCAAACUAUAGUAAAACACCCAUUUAUAUUAUGAUAAAGAAGGGAGUUUACUAUGAAUAUAUUAUAAUUGAAAUCGAGAAGACAAAUAUAGCUUUCAUCGGGGAUGGUAUGUACAAAACCGUUAUAUCUGGAAACAGAAGCAGUGCUAGUGGUCUUCAAAUGGAUCACACAGCAACAGUUGCAAUUUUUGGAGUUGGUUUCAUUGCAAAGGGAAUAUCCUUCAAAAAUACAGCCGGUCUAGGGUACCAAGCUGUUGCCCUUAAAAGUAAAGUUCAAUCUGCCUUUUAUAAGUGCAGUUUUCAUGGAUAUCAAGACACUCUAUACACUAAACAUGGAAGACAAUUCUAUAGAGAUUGUGUAAUCUAUGGGAAAACCGAUUUCAUAUUUGGGAAUGCUGCAGUCGUUUUUCAGAAUUGUUUUAUUAUUGCGCUUAAUAGGGGAGGGACUAUAAUAACCGCUCAAGGAAGGGAAGGUCCUUAUGACAAAGGAGGAACAAUACUACAUAAUUGCACAAUAACAUAUGAUCAUCAUCAUAGAUCAUCAUCCUUUAAGACAUACUUGGGGAGACCAUGGCAGUUAUAUUCCAGGGUUGUUGUGAUGCAAAGUUUUAUAGAUGAUUUUAUUGAUCCUAAGGGAUGGCUUAAUAUCAAAGAUACAAAUCUCGAUAAAUUAUUUUAUGCAGAAUAUCAAAACCGAGGUCCUGGUGCUAACACUACAGGUAGAGUUAAAUGGCCGGGAUAUAAAGUGUUUACUAAGCCAAACGAAGUUUUACGAUUUACCGUUAAUAACUUCAUUCAGGGGAAUGAGUGGAUACCCUCUACUGGUAUUCCAUUUAUUCCAGUCGUUACAGAUGUUGUUCCCGUUUCUCUUGAUCUCUCGGACAAUAAUCUAAGCACAUCAAUUCCUCAAGACUUUGGUGAGCUUAGAUAUCUAACAAGAACUCUCAAUCUGUCAUUCAAUCAUUUCUUCGACACUCUUCUUACUUCCUUGGGUGAUUUGCUGAUGACUGUCAAUUUCGAUCUCCAUGACAACAAUGUCAACAGUGAAUUCCUCAGUCAUACCAUCAACGACACUGAAAACCCGCCUUUGAAAAGGGGGCUUAAUCCAGGCAAGUGGUCCAAAAAUGAUAUUGUUGAUGACGACGUUGAUAAUGUUGGUAGUGAUGAUGAUGACGAAUCAAAUAACGACGAUGAUGUUAACGAGAGUAUUAUAAAAGAAGAGAAUACAAUGUUUAUCGAAGAAACUGUUAAUUGUGGUGAUGAAUAG